Cyclopterus lumpus (lumpfish) is the source of this 897-nucleotide messenger RNA. RefSeq names its product von Willebrand factor C domain containing 2 (gene vwc2). Gene Ontology annotation, biological process: negative regulation of BMP signaling pathway. Gene Ontology annotation, molecular function: protein binding. Bases 1 to 897 code for a protein of 298 amino acids. The record is from RefSeq and is a predicted model, not a curated record. The transcript is spliced from 3 exons. Lineage: Eukaryota; Metazoa; Chordata; Actinopteri; Perciformes; Cyclopteridae. Gene Ontology annotation, cellular component: AMPA glutamate receptor complex.
AUGCUGCACUCUGUUGCCAUGACAGCAGAAGUCCUCUUUCUUCUGGGGGUUCUGAUUAGCGGUGCUCAGUGCAACCCUAUAGCGACCUUGCCAGCCAGCCGAGAGCGUCUGGAAAGAGUGUUGACCCAAGCCAGGGAGGACAAACAUCAGGACGAGCAGGCCCCCGAGGAGCCCCUGGGAUACGACGCUCAAAGCGAUGCUUUGGGCCCCAACAGGACAAACCUCAGCUCCCAGACACAAGGAUCUAAGGGCGGAAAGCCCCAGGAGCUGUGGACAGAACAGGACAGCCUGAACCAAAUAGACGAGGGCCCCACAAGUGACGUCACCCUCUCCCUGGACUCCAUCGACGAGUACGCCUACCCAGACUAUAGGGGGAAAGGCUGCAUGGAUGAGAGCGGCUUUGUGUUCGCCAUCGGCGAGCAGUUCACCCCGGGCCCUUCGACGUGCCCGUGCCUCUGCACAGACGAGGGCCCUCUGUGCACCAAGCCAGAAUGUCCCAAGCUUCACCCUCGCUGCGUUAGAGUGGACACCAGCCAAUGCUGCCCGAUCUGCAAGGAGAAAAAGAACUACUGCGAAUUCCGGGGCAAAAUCUACGCCUCGCUGGAAGAGUUUAAGGUGUCUCCAUGUGAGAAGUGCCGUUGUGAGCCGAGCGGGGAGGUGCUGUGCUCUGUGGCGGCCUGCCCCCAGACGGAGUGCGUGGACCCGGAGUACGAGCCGGACCAGUGCUGUCCCAUCUGCAAGACGGGGCCAAAUUGCUACGCGGACACAACAGUGAUCCCGGCCGGCCGAGAGGUGAAGAUUGACGAGUGUACGAUCUGCUACUGCACAUACGAGGAGGGCACGUGGCAGAUCGAGCGCCAGGCCACCUGCAGUAAGAACGAGUGCCAGCGGAGCUAA